AGUUAUCAACAAGCAAGGCAGCAUGUCUAUAAACACGGUUAACCCAUACGCAGAUAAUAGUCAGCUUUCACAACUAGAGCAGGAGCUUCUGUGGGAAUUUGCCAAACUGAGCGACAAAGUGAAACGUGCUGCCAGCUUGGCAAAGUUAACUGCCGAAUCUCCCAAUGAGUCGCUAUUAGCAGAACUGCGAACUUUAGAGAAGCGAAUGGGUUUGGUUCUCACACUGGUGAAAGCCUCAGUGUGGGCGGUGAUUGUAGAUUCACAAGCAGCCGAAGAAGCGAGACAGCAACAAUCCGCCGAGUCGGCACCCGAAAUAUCGUACAACGAAACGCGUUCAUGGGAUGACAGUAUAAUGCGGUAACCUUGGAGAAAUAUAUAGCUUUGGCUCUUGAGACCUGCUUUGACAGGAAAGCGCGGUGUAAUAAUGUGUAUUACUAUGUAUAGAAGCCAUCAAAAGUUUGUACAGGGUAUACUAUCGACAUUCAUCAUCGGUUAUCGAGAUGAAAUUGCUCUUCUUUGAUCUCUGAUCCAUUAAGAUGAGUAAGCAUUGUGGUAAGGCGUCGUCUCCUGGUCAUUCAUCGCUGCAGUGAUGUAGCAUUGGGUCCGCUACAGCCGACAGGUUAAGUUUAAUACAGUUUAAUAGCCAAGCGGAUAGCAGCAGUCACUCGGUUAGAUAACGUUUAAACUCACGAUUUUCCUGUCCUUGUAUGCCAUACAUGAAUGACAUCCAACUUCCAUUCGUGUAGUACGACAUUACGGCAACAACAUGCUGACCACAUGGUUGACA
Molecule: messenger RNA, 787 nt
Organism: Cryptococcus deneoformans JEC21
Lineage: Eukaryota; Fungi; Basidiomycota; Tremellomycetes; Tremellales; Cryptococcaceae
Exons: 5
Coding region: 23-361 (112 amino acids)
Biological process (GO): attachment of spindle microtubules to kinetochore
Cellular component (GO): mitotic spindle; DASH complex
Source: RefSeq, a predicted model, not a curated record